UCCGAAUUAGCGGUCACAAUUCCAUACAUUUCCGCCAUUCCACCUCCAACACAGCUCCCGUAAAACACCAAUAACGAGGGGCAUGAGCCGUCAUGCGAUGGCCACCAUGGGCUUCCGAAUCGCAAGCCCGAGAACAACAAGAUGAACAAAACAAAACGAACUGGAACAAAUCCCUCAAUGCGAUCGACUGGGCCGCAUUCACCGAACCCAGGACUUUAAUUCCCACUCUGAUCCUCACGACGGGAAUCGUCGGCGCACUGCAGAUCCACCGCCGAUACCUGCGCCGUUUCCCCGACGCCGUUAGCAUUUCGCCAUCGUACUUCCGCAAGAGGACUAUCCUGGGCCAAGUGACGAGCGUCGGCGACGGCGAUGGUUUCAGACUAUACCACACACCCGGAGGAAGACUGGCGGGAUGGGGUUGGUUGCCUUGGAAAAGAGUCCCCACCGCUAAGAAGGACCUGAGGGAUAAAACGAUCUCCGUUCGCUUGGCUGGUGUCGAUGCGCCGGAACUCGCGCAUUUCGGUCGCCCGGAGCAGCCUUAUGCUCGGGAAGCUCAUGAAUGGUUGACGUCGUACGUUCUUAAUCGCCGUGUUCGGGUCUUGGUGCAUCGGCAGGACCAGUAUCAGCGUGUGGUGGCUUCUGCGUAUGUGCGACAGGCUCUCGAUUUCCCGAUUCCUUUUCGUCGUCGUGAUGUGUCGUAUGAGAUGUUGACGCGGGGAUUGGCUACUGUGUAUGAGGCGAAGGCGGGUUCUGAAUUUGGUGGCCCUGAACUGGAACGGAAGUAUAGAGAGGCGGAAUCUAUAGCAAAACGGAAGGGUACGGGUCUGUGGAAGGAAUAUCGUCGCAAUCGCAAAGGGUGGGAGAGUCCGCGUGAGUAUAAGACUCGUAUGGAGUCGCAGGGUAAGGGCGAUUGAGGAAAAAGACGGAUCAGGCUAUGUAUACUAGAAGGUAUGUGCCCGUAUGUUUCGAAUCCUGUUAUAUGUUUAUCCUGUACACUCGAUAGCGAUUUCUUUUAUGACUGGCCGUUUGAUAUCUACGGUUACGAUACGGUGACGCACCUAGAAAAGCAGAGACUAUAGCAUGGCCAAUCUAAGAAUGCAUUUUCUUUCCUUUCGAUCAUGCUAGCCUUAUUAGGUGUAUCUUAACACAAACAGCAUGGCCUCCACAA
Aspergillus pseudonomiae is the source of this 1168-nucleotide messenger RNA. Its product is annotated as thermonuclease family protein. The transcript is spliced from 2 exons. Gene Ontology annotation, cellular component: cytoplasm; mitochondrion. Bases 93 to 914 code for a protein of 273 amino acids. Lineage: Eukaryota; Fungi; Ascomycota; Eurotiomycetes; Eurotiales; Aspergillaceae. The record is from RefSeq and is a predicted model, not a curated record.